AAUCUGCUACAAUGAAGACCAUUGCAUUCCUAUUGUUCUCCGUUCUGCUGGGCGUCUGCUUUGCAGAAGAUUUUUGUCCUUGCACCAGAGAGUACAUACCGGUGUGCGCUUCCAACGGCAUCACCUAUGGCAACAAGUGCACCUUUAAAUGCGCCCAACGCACCGACGCUGAUCUAAGGAUCGUCUACGAAGGAGUUUGCAAAGUGGGAAGGAUUGAAAGACCUCGUGAAUGCAUCUGUCCAGCUGUCAUCCUACCGGUCUGCACGGAUCGUGGCACAUUUGAUAAUAGCUGUCAAGUGUCCUGCUACAAUCAGAUACAUCCUGGAAACCCGGCAACAAUCCUUUACCGGGGAGAAUGCGGGGAGAUUAUGUAAAAUAUAAUUACGCAAUUGUUACUUUCUCGCAUCAGGACGUCUUUGAAAUAAACAAUUGAAAACAGAUAAAAA
Molecule: messenger RNA, 446 nt
Organism: Nicrophorus vespilloides
Lineage: Eukaryota; Metazoa; Arthropoda; Insecta; Coleoptera; Silphidae
Product: serine protease inhibitor dipetalogastin-like
Exons: 1
Coding region: 12-374 (120 amino acids)
Molecular function (GO): protein binding; serine-type endopeptidase inhibitor activity
Source: RefSeq, a predicted model, not a curated record